UGGUGCUUUGCGUCAGAGGGCGCGACGUGUGGGUGUUGCGCAUGCGGCCCUUUCUUUUCUGCGAGGCCGCGAGCGAGGCAGCACCAUGAAGGCGUCGGGCACCCUGAGGGAGUAUAAGGUGGUGGGGAGAUGCCUUCCUACUCCAAAGUGUCCAACUCCGCCUCUCUAUCGUAUGCGUAUCUUUGCUCCAAAUCAUGUUGUUGCAAAGUCCCGUUUCUGGUACUUUGUUUCUCAACUGAAGAAAAUGAAGAAGUCGUCUGGGGAAAUUGUGUAUUGUGGACAGGUUUAUGAGAAGUCUCCACUGAAGGUGAAAAACUUUGGCAUCUGGUUGCGCUAUGAUUCUCGUAGUGGAACUCACAACAUGUAUCGGGAGUACCGGGAUUUGACAACCGCUGGAGCUGUUACGCAGUGCUAUCGUGAUAUGGGAGCUCGUCAUAGGGCUCGUGCUCACUCAAUUCAGAUCAUGAAAGUGGAAGAGAUUGCUGCUAGCAAGUGCCGCAGACCAGCUGUGAAACAGUUCCACGAUUCCAAAAUUAAAUUCCCUCUGCCACACAGAGUUCUGCGUCGCCAGCAUAAACCACGUUUCACCACCAAGAGACCAAAUACUUUCUUCUAAAUGCAGUUUUAGUUUGUGUGCUCUGGGUUUCAAUAAAAUUCUUCUUGAAUGCC
This is a messenger RNA of Pogona vitticeps (central bearded dragon), 669 nucleotides long. RefSeq names its product ribosomal protein L18a (gene RPL18A). Gene Ontology annotation, cellular component: ribosome. Lineage: Eukaryota; Metazoa; Chordata; Lepidosauria; Squamata; Agamidae. The record is from RefSeq and is a predicted model, not a curated record. Gene Ontology annotation, biological process: translation. Gene Ontology annotation, molecular function: structural constituent of ribosome.